Molecule: messenger RNA, 5443 nt
Organism: Xyrichtys novacula (pearly razorfish)
Lineage: Eukaryota; Metazoa; Chordata; Actinopteri; Labriformes; Labridae
Source: the annotation of a GenBank genome assembly
AUUACACGCCGAUUUCACAGAGGAAAGUCGAUUAGGUCUUCAAUUAUGAAGGCUGCCUGGUUGUAAGCAAGACUAUACGGUCUACUAGCCAUAGUGAUCCAUGGCGUUUCAUGAACUACAUCUCCCAAAAUCCGAAGUCGAGGUUGUUACGUCAUCAGUCGGCGUCGGUAAAUGUUGCUAACGGUUGGAUUACGAUGCGUGGAGGUAAAAAUGAAUAAUGUUUACAUUUUUUUCUGCAAAUAAACAUCACGUCCUGGGUGGUAUUGUUGCCUGGCUUUUAUUUGAUAGUUCGUUUAAAAUGCAAGAUAUGUAAAGGCUUCAGACGUGUUUACAGAAACAGUGAGGAGAAAAGUUGGUAUUGAACAGAAGGACUUGGUGUUGGUUUUUACCUUAUGGAAAUUUGACUGAGGCUUUUAUGAUGACUUUUUGUGUGACUUUAACAGAAAACUGCGCCCCCAUAAACCCCCUAUGUUGUGUUUUCAUGUGCCUUUCUUAUGUUUGCAGGUUGAUAACCUAUAAAGAUGUUUGUGCCCAGAGCUCUUAAAGUGAAGAGACCUGUUCGGACUUCAAGUGAUGUAUUGACUAAGAAAAGCAAAGUAGAGCAGGAGGAGGGAAAGGAUGGAGGUCAUUCGGUUGCACCUGUUCAAAAGGAGGAAGUGUGUGAAGACCUCAAAUCACAAGAUGGAGUAAUACCAACGGGAGGAGACCCUGCUGGUCUGACACAGACUCCAGAAGGUGAAGAUGUUCCCAAGUCAACCUCAGGUGAUUCAGAGGAUGAUGCAGAGGAAGAGGAGCCAGUCAAAUCUUUCAAAAAGAACCAAAGAUGGCCAGAGCCAGGAGAGCCUGUCUGUGUAAUGUGUGGUCGCUACGGGGAGUACAUUUGUGACAGCACCGACAAUGAUGUCUGUAGUCUUGAGUGCAAAGCCAAGCAUUUGGCCCAAAUGGGUAUGGGGACUGGGGCUGAUGUGUUUGACCGUAAGGACACAAAAGGAAAUGAGAGGACUAAAUCUCAGCUGCCAGGUGACCCUGGUGGAGAGGGCAUUAGUGCAGUGAGCUACUCUUAUAGGGAAGAUUCAUUCAUAUCAGGCCUGACAGAAGAGCAGGUGCUGCGGAUCAAGCAGGAGCUGGGCAUCCAAACAGAGGGAAGAGACGUCAGGAGACCUAUAGUUGAGUUUGAUCACUGCGGCUUCCCCGGGACGCUGAAGAGUAACCUGAAAAAGGCCGGCUAUGAGGCGCCCACACCUGUCCAGAUGCAGAUGGUGCCUGUUGGACUCACAGGCAGGGAUGUAAUUGCCAGUGCUGAUACAGGCUCAGGAAAGACAGUAGGCUUUCUCCUACCAGUGGUAGUGAGGGCACUGGAGGUAAAUGACUCAUAUUUAUAUCAAGGUGAAGCUAUUUUUAGGGUACGAGAAACUUCAGCUAUUUCAUCUAGAUGUAACUAAUUUUGUAAAUAGAAAAAAAAAAUUGGCUGGUUCAAUAAAUGUAUUACUAUGCGAAAGAAUAACAAAACAAAGUUAAAAUUCAGCAAAUAAGAGGAAUUGGCCUGUGAAAAUAAUUCAAUCAGUCUGAAGCUAUAAACUGAAAUAUAACUUGUGAUAAACUAACAAUUGAUAAAGUGUAAAAGCUUUUAAUUACUAGCUCCUAAACCCACUAGCAUUUUUGUAGUUGUCAUUAGUAUGGAACUACUAACACAACUAAGCAAAAAUGAGCUUUGUUACAUUAUUGGUGUACAUUUUCUAGAUUUGUUUUUGCUUGUAUGUGGAUUCAGUUACUGUAUUCCUAUGCUCUUUCUUUUUUUAGAAACCAGCACCUAGUGUGAGCAGCCCAGUGGCUCUCAUCCUGACCCCCACCAGAGAGCUGGCCAUUCAGAUUGAGAGACAGGCCAAGGAGCUGGUCAUGGGUCUUCCUAACAUGAGAACUGCACUGCUGGUGGGAGGCAUGCCACUACCGCCUCAGCUCCAUCGCCUGAAAAGCAGCAUCAAAGUGCAGUCUCUGUUUUUACAGUUAUUAUUUCUUAACCAUAAUGAGAAAACCUCUUUAAGAUCUUAACUCUCCACUAUGUCAUUUUCUUCUUUUGUUUAUCUAUCUAGAUAAUCAUAGCCACCCCUGGUCGACUGCUUGAAAUCUUAAAGCAGAAAGCUGUACAGCUGGAUAAUGUGAAGGUUGUGGUAGUUGAUGAGGUAUGAGAACUCUGUGAAUCAGAUUUUGCUUAUUUUGGGGAUUCAUAAAAUUAAUACUAAGAAUUCAUAAAAGUCUGACAUGAAUAUUUACACAAAACCUGUUUUGUCUGUGAUGUAUCCCACAGGUGGACACUAUGUUGAAGAUGGGCUUCCAGCAGCAGGUUCUGGAGGUUUUGGAGCAAGUUCCUGAAGAACACCAGACUCUACUGGUGUCAGCCACCAUUCCAAAGGGGACAGAGGAGCUGGCGACUCGAUUAGUUCGCGACCCUGUCCGUAUUCUCAUUGGGGAAAAGAACCAACCCUGUGCCAAUGUGAGACAGAUCCUGCUCUGGGUAGAGGAACCCUCCAAGAAGAAAAAGCUGUUUGAAAUUGUCAAUGUAAGCCCUACAUUUCUGACUUUUAAAGUGAAUUAGAGAGACUGUCUUUUAAAGCACAGGCCCUUUUUUUCUCUGUGUUUCUGGCUCUUUGAGUUUUGGGUGGAGUAUCACAAGAUCAUUUUAUAUUUUCUUUAAGACGUCAGCAGUUUUCUUUUUUAGUGUAAGAGUGGGUUUAAUUGUUCUCUCGAGAACCAGACAGAGCUUUGGUAAGCACAGAAAAAAGGUGGGUUAUUAUCUUAAUUUUAGUUUAUAGUGGCUUUUUUGUUGGAUACGCACUGGUACCAGCUUGGUAUUUCAUUUACUGGCUGUAUAAAGGUGGUAAUUCCUUACACUGCAAGUCCCAGUCUCCUCACUACACCAUAUUUAGACAGCCAUUGCUGUAGGCCUGGCCCCAGUCUGGAGGAAAUGGGUGGGCCCUUAUCCAUGGCUCCCCUCCAAGAAUCCUAGCAAUGGCUUUCACCGUUUACUCAGGGAGAGACAGGAAGGGUCUGCUUUAGUUUACUGGGUGAAGAAGUGCUGCUGGACCAUUGAGUGAGUAGUGGGAGAUGCUUCUUUUUGUAAAGGAUCCAAAAUUCAGGCAACUUUAUUUAUCCCAGUAGAGUAAUUCGGUUGCAGCCUACCCAUAAAACAACUAAAUACACAGGCAAACAUGGUCAACUGCAGCGUUAAGGCACGCCAUUGGAAACAGAUCUUUUGUAAGGAGGGAAGCUACACAAUAACUUCAUAAGAAGGAAAUAAAACUCUAAAAUGAAGACUUUUUUUCAGUUAGAUGUCUGAUUAGAACAGACUCUCUGAAGGGUCAAUCACUGCUAUCAGCAUUUAGUAGAAAUUCCAAAAGAGUUUUCAGAAGGAGUGGAUGGAGACUGGCAAACCAUUGACACAUGAAAAGAUCAAAACCCAGAAAAGGACUUAGAACAGAGCUAGAACAGCUGUUUCUUAUGAGACAACUCUUAGGGCAUAAUAAAUUUAACAGAAGUCAACAUAUGGAUUGUCUGGGGAAUUUUAGCAAGAAGAAAAGACCUAGAGUUGUUUAUUUUAUUUGGUUUAAUUUACUUCUUUUAUUUAUCCUAUGUACAACACUUUGAAUGACUGCUGUCUUCUUAAAGGUGCUUGAUAAAUAAACCUUGACUUGACUUUAGCCACCACUAUACAUUGUAAUUCCCACAUGUUGCUGUUAUUGGCUGGGCUGUCUUGGCUGCCAUCUGCUGGAGCUGACUGCUGCUUAAAGCCAAUUCAUAAAUCUGAGUAAACAGCCAGUGACAGUACAAAUAGUGAAUUAAUCCUUUUAAAGAUUUACUUAAAGUCCUGGAUGUAAGAAUGUAUAGAUGUUACUUAUAAUUAAAAAAUAAAAUCUCAUCCUGUUCUUGUUUGUCUCGGCUUUUUAGGACAGUAAGCUGUACCAGCCUCCAGUGGUGGUGUUUGUCGACUGUAAACUGGGGGCUGAUUUGCUAUGUGAGGCGGUCGCCAAGGUGACAGGGCUUAAUACUGUGGCAAUCCACUCUGACAAGAGCCAGUGGGAACGCAACCGCAUCCUCAGGGUGAGGCCUGACGCUGCCAGAGCAGUCACACAGUGAAGUGCUCAACAAUGUGUAUCAUCACAUUAUAAAGCUUAUUUCACAUAGCUGAGAGUCUGUAGUUUCCAUGAGCUGGGACUUAACACUUUUUGUAGAUGUAUGAAAAAGAAGGGUAUUCUCCGUUUCCAUCUCCUCACAUUACUGUAGUUUUAUCUGCAUUAAGGGGUUGUAAAAGUUGGAUUGUAUUUUAGAUAUAUUCUGUAUAUCUUUACAAUGGUUUCUCAUACUCUAAUACUCUGCUAUUAUUUUUAGUCAUUGUCUGACAGUGUCAUUUUUCCUUUUAUUUUUUAGGGUCUUCUGGAUGGAGACUUUGAAGUGGUGAUCAGUACAGGUGUGCUGGGCAGAGGUCUAGACUUGGUCAAUGUGAGGCUGGUGGUUAACUUUGAUAUGCCAAACACAAUGGAUGAAUAUGUACAUCAGGUUAGUAAUAUCCAAGUUGGCUCUAAGUUUAAAGUUAGAUGUUUAUGUUGGUCUGCAUUAUUGUCUCCCACAAUUGUUUUAUUCCUGAAUUUGUCUCCAUCCAGGUGGGCAGAGCAGGGCGGCUAGGACACAGAGGAACAGCCAUCACCUUUCUCAACAACAACAACAAGCGUCUCUUCCUGGAGGUGGUAAACCGGGUCAAACCCACAGGCUCGAUUCUUCCUCCUCAGCUCUUGAACUCACCACACCUUCAUGAGCAGCAGAGGAGGCAGAAACAGAAAGCCAAGCAGGGGGCUGAUGAUGUGCUGGUCACCAAGAGCAAUCUACUUGACAUCAUAAAGAAACAUGACCGUCGGAAAAAGUAGAACAUUUGUUUAAUAUCUCCCGUAAUUGUACUUUGUAUUUAAUGAGUAACUACUACGUUUUUACUUUGUAUGUUCUUUUCUUUUUCAUUUGAAUGUUUUCCAAAUAAAUGUCUUGUGUUAUCAUGUUUGACAGCUUAUUAGUGGCUUUCCCACUGAAAGACAAUCUUUCCAGGAUUCACUCGUGUCUUUACUGAAUCCAUCCUUUAAAAAAAGAUCUCUAAUGAGUGAUUAAACUCUAUUUCAUACUUUGCAUUCCCCCUUUAGGUCAGGAGAGUAACAUUUUUAGUGAUUUCGGUUAACUUUGGUUGUUUCUUUUCCAACAGAAACUUAAAUUCACUGGAAAACUUUACUUCAUGAGUUUGUACUGUCUUUUUGCCAGGUGUGUACUCCAGUAAAAAUACUGUUACUGCAAUUUUGCUUCGAUAGUAAUAAAAUUACCAGCCUGUCAAUCUACUCAAGUAAAGGUAAAAAAGGACUUAAUGUAAUGUAUGUUUUCCACCCCAGCAUUAAAAGUAAAGUUAAUGAGA